This is a messenger RNA of Vigna unguiculata (cowpea), 1497 nucleotides long. Its product is annotated as (S)-8-oxocitronellyl enol synthase CYC2 pseudogene. Lineage: Eukaryota; Viridiplantae; Streptophyta; Magnoliopsida; Fabales; Fabaceae. The record is from RefSeq and is a predicted model, not a curated record.
AUAAGACUUAGAUAAAAGAGCCACGCUUUUUUUUUUAAUCAAUGAACAAUGCUGAAAGACCAUGUGCCUAAGAAAAAAAAAAAUACUAAUUUACAUACAUGGUAUCAAACAUCACCGUAUUGCUACCCAAUCCAGUUCUUUAAAUUGAACAGGCAACAGUUCCAACACACAACCACACCCUCAGUUAUUUCUUCCUGGUGUGGAGAACAGCUGCAAUGGAACCCCAAGCUUUUGUGGCAUUAGUAGCUGGUGUCACAGGGAUGGCCGGGCUGAGUCUAGCCCAAGCCCUCAAGCAGCCCAAUUGUCCCGGAGGCCCAUGGAAAGUUUACGGCGCUGCCCGCAGGCCCCCGCCCAGUUGGUUCCCUCCUUCCACCGUCGACCACUUCAUCACCUUUGACGCUGUCGACUCUUCCGACACGCACGCCAAGCUUUCCCCCUUUGCGAGUGAAGUCACGCACCUAUUCUGGACCAGCUUGCAGAUUCGUGCAGAUGAAGAAGACAACGUGAGAAUCAACGAAACCAUGCUCCUCAACGUUCUCACCGCCCUCAAAUCUUGCGCCUCUUCAAAGCUGGCUCAUGUGACGGUCCAAACCGGCACCAAACACUACAUGGGCCCAAUUUUCGAUCCAGUCCUCUCCACCAAACUCAUCUCCCACGACCCACCCUUUCACGAGAGCAUGGCGAGGCUCCCUUACCCCAACUUUUACUACGCGCUCGAGGAUCUCGCUGCAUCUUACGCGCCAUCGUUCACCUACUCAGUGCACCGCUCCUCUAUCAUAGUAGGCGCGUCUUCCAGGAGUAUAUACAACUCGCUACUCACGCUAGCAACCUACGCCGUAAUUUGUCGCCACGUAGGAUUGGCGUUUCUCUACCCGGGAACGAAGUACACGUGGGAGCAUUUCUGUGACAUGACCGACGCCGGAGUGUUGGCGCAGCAGCACGUGUGGGCUGCGGUUACCCCUGAAGCUAGAAAUGAGGCAUUCAAUUGCACAAACGGCGACGUUUUUACUUGGAAGAGCAUCUGGAAGUUGCUCUGUGAAGUUUUCGAUGUGGAGUUUGUGCCGUUUGAUGAAACGCAAACGUUUGAUGUGGUGGAGCUGAUGCGUGAUAAGGGUAGCGUUUGGAAGGAGAUAGUGGAGAAAUACGAACUUCACAACACCAUAUUGGAGGAAAUAACAUGCUAUGAGGCCCUCCAAGCAGUGCUACGUUUUAAGUUUCAACAUGUGUCUAGCAUGAACAAGAGUAGAGAAUAUGGAUUCUUUGGGCAUGUUGAUACCUUCAAGAGUAUCAGAUUUUGGGUGGAGAAGCUCCGAGAGAUGAAGCUCAUUCCCUCAUAUCAACAAUGAACUAAUGUUUUCUGGGUUGAGUUUGUUUGGUUGGUUUCUUUCUUAAUGUGAUUUUUAAUCGCUGUGACAUGGGUGCGUUUUAUUUGUCCAGUUUCACCGUAUCCCUUCCUACUGAAAAAACCUAAUACAAAUCCAAAAAGUUCUUUGACAA